Molecule: messenger RNA, 729 nt
Organism: Camellia sinensis
Lineage: Eukaryota; Viridiplantae; Streptophyta; Magnoliopsida; Ericales; Theaceae
Source: RefSeq, a predicted model, not a curated record
AUGUCGUUCUUAGUGGAGUUGGAUGCGUUUGAGGCCCCAAAGAGAUUCCACAUGCCGAGAUUCCAGAUUUAUGACUAUAAGUCUAAUCCAAACUUUCAUGUCGGCUUGUAUUUAAAUUCCAUGGCUUUGUGGAGCGGGAAUGAGCAACUACUGUGCAAGGUGUUCCCCUCAUCCUUUGGAGAGAUAGCAUCUGAUUGGUUUCAUAAGUUGUCGAGAGGAACUGUGAAGAGUCUGGCUGAGAUGGUUGUGGCCAGCGAUGGUGAAAGCCUGAGGGCAUACGCCAAGAGAUAUUACGAGAUAUUCAAGCGAAUUUCGGCUUAUAACCAUGAGCUGGUGGUCAUAUCUUUUAAGAAUGACCUGGAUGAUGAAUGCCCACUUCGAAAAUCACUUGCAAAAAUCCUACCAAAAAGUAUGGAGGAGCACAUGGCACAGAUUGAGAAAUAUGUCAGAGUAGAAGAGGACACGCAAGGAAUGAAGACACCAAAGCAAGAGAAGAGAAGCGGCUCGCCGAAGCGAGAUCGAGGUAAUUCUGGUGUAAACAGGCAGGAGACAGGGUUGAGGGCUGCACAGGUAGUCACCACUAUAUUUAGGAUCCCGAUCUACAAAGUUUUGGAAAGGAUCAAGAACCAGCCAUAUUACAGAGCGCUGGAGAAGAUCCCUAGUGAGUUAAUGAGAAGGAACAUUGGGAAGCACUGUGCUUACCAUAAUGAGGAUGGGCACUUGACUUAG